AUGGUUUUCCUGUAAAAUGUCAUGCUUCCACAAAGAGUCCCACUUUUGAAAUCUAAGAGAGUGACAAGUCUAUGAAUCAUUUGUCAUUAUGACAGCAGGUUAAAUUAUAGGUGGAGGGACCUGAAACUAAGACUGGACUCCGUUUCCUGUAUAAACUGGUUAGAAAAGAAGAGCAGAAGCUGGUUUCCGGGUGACUUACUCGAAAGAGAAAGCUGCGCCUUUCCAGACGUUCAGUAACUCAUUUUUUUUAUUUUUACAUUUUGCGAGGCUUGUGACUGUGAGCGCUAAGGAGAAGAAAGUCAGUUCACGCUUCAGUAAAGUCGGCAUAGUAAGAAAGGUUUAGUCUUGGUAGACAAAAUAAUAAACAUUUUAAUGGCAGCUGCAGAAUCAAAUCAAACAGAAACAGCAGGAGAUGCUUGUGAUGGGUUUUCUGACAAUAAGACAAGAGUAAUCGUGAGCAGUUUUAUAAUCGAGUCAGUCCAGACUGAAGACCCGAAUGUUCGUCUUGAGCCAGAAGAUUUAGGCAACAUUCCUGCAAAUAAUAAUGAUCAAGAUAUCAAACAAGUCGUUAAGCAGUUAAUUCAGAUUGCAAAUGAGCUAGAAACUAAUGUUGAACUGAAAAGGUUAAUUGACAAUGUUCCAGUUGAUUCCACACGGGAUGUCCUCCUCAAGGUUUAUAAGGGUGUUUUUUCUGAUGGAUUUAGUUUGGGAAAACUUGCUGUGAUAUUGUUCUUUGCCUCUAAGCUUGUUUUGAAGGCAGCCAUUCAGAAAUGCAGACAAGUGAUUUCAUCAAUAUUUUCCACAACUUCAAGUUUCAUUGAAACACAUGUACUGCCAUUCAUCCGUGAUCAAGGAGGAUGGGAAUCUCUGCCAUGGCAGAAUGUAGCAGCUGUCGCUGGCGUUGCUGCUAGUGCAGCAUUUGCUUUCUUACUAUCUUAAGAAGACCUUGCCUAUCAUCUCAUUUCUUCAAGCAAAACCUUUUGCACAGACCUUGUUGUGCUCAUAUCUCACCAAUACAGCAUAGCAAACGCUGACAUUGUUUACAUGUUUUGUAUGAAAUAUAAAGUGCUUCUUGUUAGUGCCCCUGUAGUUAGUUUCAGAAUUGGUCCUAUUUGCGAUGUCCUUCAUAAGGUAAUAUACUUUAUGAGAUUCAUUGUUAAAACCAUGUUAGGAUUUUGAAUUUUUUUUAUUUUUCAGAACAUUGCUUUAGAUUUUAACAUUACCAUAACUAGAAACAACAAUAAUGUCACUAUUUACAUUUAAAGCAACAUAGUUUCAGAUUUCGGAAGAGGCAGACAUAAUGUUUUAUGUUGUAUAUAUUUUGUUGUAUGGGGUGAUGUUGGGCUAUUACAAUAUGGAUGUUAAUGUGAUUUAUAAACUGGGAAGCUAAGACUGACUGAAAGUACUCAUUUAUUAUUUGGACUUCAAAUGCAUUGUUUGAACAAGUAAGAAUAACUUGCCCUCUGUCAGUGUGCCUAUUCAAAAUAGCUUCCAUAGCAAUCAACCCUACUCGGAGCUGAAAGCUGGAACUCAGCCCCAAAACUGUUUGAUAACCAAUAGUAAAUUUGAUUUAAUUUAAUUAAUUAAUUUAGUUUAAUUAAUUAAUUUAAUACAAUUUGUUUGAUUCCCUAUAUGUGCUUUAGAGUAACCAAGAACUGUUCGUAAGUUUGAUUACAACUACUGCUGUAUCCUGGAAGGCUUCAUUUAGCAUUAGCUUUGCAUUAUGGAAAGGCUUUCUGUUUUGCAUUAGUUUUAUAACAAAUCCUCGUUUUGUCAUAAAGGAUGUUUUCUUACUGUCAGCCAGAUCUAUAGAUCUUUUCUGCUAUGAGCAGAGAUAGCAGCACAGAAGACAUUUCAUUUGAACAUUCACAUGCUACAAAGUUAAUAAGGGAAUUAUACUGAGGGAGAGCAGACUUGGAAGUUUAUGGACAGAUGUUCAGUGCAGCAAUCCAACAAGUGUCUGUGCAUGCAAAAUUGUGGACAGUAAUAGUAGAUCCCCAAGGACUGGGAAAGACUGAAGUAGUUAGUCUAUACCCCCAAAAAAUACCCACUACCUGAUAUUCCUGACCUAACCAGGAAGUGUACAGCGAAGAUAUUUGAAUACUGUCUUGAUAUGUAGGCAUAAGACUGUAUAACACAGUUAGGAUUUGGAGUAAGCAUUGACAUUCAUGAUGCAACCAUAGUGUCAUCUCAUGUCAGACACCUGAGGGGCAUACCUCUAGCUGACUGGGUGCACUGCAGAAUGUAGGACAGCACUCUGCAUGGAAACAAUGAUUUGGGGUAGGUAGGAAUGUCAAUAUACAGAUAUAGCACAGUUGUACUACAAUAUAUACAAAUGGUUAUAACAUCUGGACCAUUGUGAAGGAGUAUGGUUCCCAUGUGGGGCUGUACAAUUCACCAACCACUAUGGGGGUAUGUCCGCACUGCAUAUGAGAUGCUUCAGUAGCUAUGAAGGAGCAGGCAGCAUAGUUUAUGCACCUGAGAGACUGCAUAGACCUCAUUACCCAUACUUCUGUGUUUGACUGAGUAAUCAUCUCAACACCCCUUCCAUAUGGACAGCAGAACCAUGGCUAGGUCAUCUGGAAUUAUGUGCAGUUCUCUAACCUGACACUACUCUCAACUUAAAGCUGAAGAGAAAAAAAAAAUCAAAAGAAUCAAGACAAAAAAAGAAAACUCUUCUCCUUUGAACUGUAUAGCUUACUAUAAAAAUAUCAGCCAUCUUGAUAACUGCAACACCACCCAAUGAGUGAUUCAUUGCUGAGGCCAUGACCAUAAAUGUAGCACCGGCAUUAAUUUAUUAAGUUGCUAUAUGCUUGUGACUUCAUAAAGCAAUGCUGACACUGCACUCCAUUACCAUCUUCUACCUGGGGCAGCUACCCUCUUUGCCCCACCCUAGUUAUGGCUCUGACUGACUGCACUAAUGUGACAUGUACUACUACAGGAUUAGAACAUAUGGUGUACAUGAGCUGGUACCCUCUACAGGAUUAGAACACAUGGUAUAGAUGGACUGAUACCCUGUGCACUACUCCCGUGGGAUUAGCCUUGCACUGUUGCCUCAGCACCAUGUGUUGGCAUUCAGCUCCAGAUAGAACAAGUGUAUGGCUUUGCACUGUCCCUGCAUGCUUAGGGACACUGUCUUUGGAACCUAACAAAGCCACACCAGUUGUUCCAUCCACUUCUAUAAUUAAAGGAUUUCUUAUAAAGCUACUUGUUAUACGUGUGGUAAACACUGAAAUGUGUUGGGCAAUUGUUUACAGUAUGGCACUUGCUAAAUGUUAUUUUAUAGGAUUCUCAUUGUUUUAAACAAUAAUUUAUAAAACAGGACUGAAAAUAUCACAGGGAGCUGACGUGGUCUUUUCAAGAGUUAUACUUAUAUGGGUCUACCUGUUGUUAUCGAAAACUCACUUCACUGAACUUCAAAAAAGCAGGACGGCUUGCUGAACACUUACAUUCAUGACCUCUCAGAUCACCAGAAUUUUACUUUGGGAAAGGAACCACUUGACCACCAUGGUGAACUUUGCCCUUUUCCCCACUAUAUUGUGAUCACAGAGUUGAUAUAUUUAGUUAAGGGGGGUGUGGGGACUGUAGCACCCCAUAUGGGGGUGUGGGUGGCGAAGUCCCAACUUGAGUGGACUUUGAUUUGCUUUGGUUUAUUUAUUUAGUCAUGGUGGCCAAGUAGUUAAUUUCUGGAGUAAAAUUCCAGUUAUCUGAGAGUCGUCCAGAUUUUUUGAAGUUCAGUAUAGUGGGUGUUCGAUAAUAAUAGGUAGACACAUAUGUGUAUGUGUGUGUGUGUGUGUAUAUAUAUAUAUAUAUAUAUAUAUAUAUAUAUAUAUAUAUAUAUAUAUAUAUGAGUCUACUUCUUCUUACCAAAUUUACACUUCUCCGAAUCGUAAAUUGAUGACACAACUUCACUGAAACUCCAAUCUGAAAGCAUGAACUACCAAACUUCUUUCCCUGACAAACGAACUACUUGCCCACAGGGUGAACUUUGCCCUUUUCACCAGUAUACUGUGAUCUCAGAAUUAGUAUAUUUAGUUAGGAGCAGUGUGGGGGUGAAGCCUCCACUUGGGUAGAUUUAAUUUCUUUCCAUUGACUUAUUUUACCUGGUGGCUAAGUGGCUCGUUUCCCAUGGAAAGAAGUUUGGUAGUCUGUGGUUUUGGAUGUGUUGUCAAUUUAUGAUUCAAAGAAGUGUAAAUUCGAUAUAUAUAUAUCGCAUGUCUAUUACUCCAAUCCUUCAUUUGCAGAGACUUUAAAGAAAGCAGCAUUUGUGGCAGCUGGACUUAACAUUAAGAAAUUGUAUAUUGUGGCACAUGUUGCAAGGCCUAUGUCUACACUUCAUUGUUUGAAAAACAGUGGAAAAUAUUGGAAAAAAGGGAUCAGACCUUUGCAGUAAACUAAAAAACAAAUAUGAGGAGUUACUUGAGGUCUUGUUACAUAAACUGCAGCUGACUGUAAAUGCAUGUGUAGUUUAAUCCAUGCCGUCAUCUUUCUGGGUUGUCCUCAUUACCAUACACUUUUGCAGUUCUUAAUGUUAAGCCAUUUACUAACCUGACAAACUUUUAUAAGUCGUUUUUAAGGAGACUGAGUUGUAAUAAAAAGGAACCUUAAUAAAAGUACAGUCAUGUUCAGCAUGUUUCUUCUACUUAAAAAAAAACUUAACAGUGAUUCAAAGAUUUUAUUUAUCAUAGAUGAAUAUUCUGCAAGCUUGGUCCGGUACUGGUGCCAGUUUCUACAGUUGUGAGGCUACACUUGAUUUGGCCAAUGUUUCCUUAAGCCCAUAGAAACCAAAGUUUUUAAGAUGCUCUGUGGGGCAAUACUGAACCGUUGUGUUGCAUUCUAAGUCCACAGCAUUUUAUUGCAUGGUGAGUCCACACAGUGACACAGUAUCCCUUUCUAUACGUUGUUAACUGUUCUAGUACUUUUUUCUGCCUCCAUGCCUGGGUCUUGACUGAAAAACAUCCACAAACCAUCUCGCCUCCUUGGGAACAAAUGAAAUGAAUCAAUAAGUGAAUAAAGGAAUAAAUAACUGAACAAUGAUUUAAAGCAUGUAAUGUAAGCCUUAAUGUUCGUGAAACAAGUAUGUGUUCGUAAUAAAAGUGCAGUGUGCCAAGUGAA
Protopterus annectens (West African lungfish) is the source of this 5115-nucleotide messenger RNA. RefSeq names its product apoptosis regulator BAX-like. Gene Ontology annotation, biological process: extrinsic apoptotic signaling pathway in absence of ligand; positive regulation of apoptotic process; release of cytochrome c from mitochondria. Bases 373 to 939 code for a protein of 188 amino acids. Gene Ontology annotation, molecular function: channel activity; protein heterodimerization activity; protein homodimerization activity. The record is from RefSeq and is a predicted model, not a curated record. Lineage: Eukaryota; Metazoa; Chordata; Ceratodontiformes; Protopteridae. The transcript is spliced from 6 exons. Gene Ontology annotation, cellular component: mitochondrial outer membrane.